AUGGCUUCUCUUACCACCACCCGCGCCGACCCUGUGCGACUCAGCGCAAGUACCAUCAGCAGUACUACCACCAACGAAGACGAUCUGAAGGCCUCCACCCGCGUCCAACCGAAAGACAAGUCGUCUGUUCGGCGCUGGUUCAGCUUCGUUCGUAAACUUGUCUCCUCCCACAAUACACAAGAACAGUCAGAGUGUUCGACAUGCGGAAAGAAGUCUGAGGAGUUUGUCGCUGAAGCUGCCCCUGCCCAAGCGUCGUCCAUCAUCGUGAUUGCUUCCUCUAGUGUCAAUGAGGAGGAAAUCGAAGCCCCGACGAAGGUCGAACCCACUCCUUUCUUGAGGCCUGUUGCGCGGUCCACACCUGCACCCGCACCUACGUCCGUCCGCCGCUCGGCUUCCGCCCCUGCCUUCGCAAGAUUCUAUCUCGAGGCAGUUUCUGAGGAAGCAACAGUCUCGUUGACAGAUGCAUCGCGAAUCGUCGAAGCCGCCAAAGUUGACGACUCCACGUCACCCAAGCCGGCAAAAGCCACACGCAGCCGCGAGCCCCGCAAGCCGAUCAUGAUCACCCCUGAUCUGAUGAAGAAAAUCGAGAGGGACAACAGGAAGCGACAGGGAGCGCAUGUUCGACGAGCUGAGGUGAAGAAGACCAGCAGGGGCGCUGUUGCCUCGGCGUCUGGUGCCAAGGGUGUUCGCGCCAACCCGAUGAGGUGGUCGCAAGACUAA
Messenger RNA from Alternaria ventricosa, 720 nucleotides. RefSeq lists its product as uncharacterized. The record is from RefSeq and is a predicted model, not a curated record. NCBI's taxonomy places the organism in Eukaryota, Fungi, Ascomycota, Dothideomycetes, Pleosporales, Pleosporaceae. The transcript has a single exon. The coding region runs from base 1 to 720 and encodes 239 amino acids.